UGAUUAAAUAUGAAUGAUGACUGUUUAAUUUCCCACUCGCUGCUGUACGGAAUGACUGGAACAUUUUGAUAACUACUGGUUAUGUUCACAGUGCAACGUUUAAAUUAAAUUUCCGACUGCAAAUCACAAUAAACAUUUAAUAACAAUGUCAAAUUAUCCAAAUAUUACACCGGAUCGAUAUGAAGAGAUUCGCAAGGCUGUCUUGAGUAGUGUGAUUAAAUUCUGCUCCAAUGAGCUGAAUUCAGAUGGACUUGACUCAGAUCAGAAAGAAUCACUUUUGGUCGCUAAACAAUGCCUGGAAACAACUUAUGAGAUCGAGGAGACGUCGGCGGACAAUGCCAGCGAUUUAAUAGAUUUAUUUUAUAGUAAUAAUCUUCCUUUGCCUGAUGCAAAUGCUUCUGAAUUGGAAGCAGAAGCUGAAGAAUACAAAGUUAAGGGAAAUGAUGCAAUGAAGGAAAAUAAUUACACUGCUGCAAUUGAGCAUUACUCAAAGGCAAUUAAGUUGUUUAAUAAGAAGGCGAUUUAUUAUUGCAAUCGGGCGGCGGCUUUCAGUCGCAUGGAACGUCAUAGAGAUGCUGUUGCUGAUUGUAAGGAAGCAAUCAAACUAGAUCCGAGUUAUGGCAAGGCUUAUGGACGUUUAGGUAUUGCUUAUGCAAAUAUGAAUAUGUAUAGAGAUGCAGCCAAUGCCUACCGAAAAGCUUUGGAGUUAGAUCCUAACAAUGCUUCCUACGAGUCGAAUCUUCGACUUGCCGAGGAUAAAAUCGCUCCCACAGGCGCUGCUCCUGUUCUAGGAAACUUUGAUUUCGGUGGUCUAAUGAACAAUCCAGCGCUUCUGAACAUGGCCUCGCAGAUGUUAAACGACCCAUCUUUUCGCAACAUGGUUUCUGGUAUCAUUUCCAAUACAGGUGAAGGCGGUGGUGAUCCAAUGGAGUCUUUUGUUGAAGUAGGACAACAAUUAGCUGAACAUAUGCAACAGAGUAAUCCAGCAGUGCUGGAAAACAUCCGCCAGUCAAUAGGAAGAGUUCGUCAACAUGCAGGUGGAGAUGCACCACCAGCAGACAACCUAGGCGAUGAUAAUAUCCCGCCUGGUGGUGCACCUGCUCCCGGAGCACCAGGAAAUGAUGGUUCGGCAAAUAAUUGAUAUUUAUUUAUUUAAACUAGAACUAUCACACUUAUGAUUAACUUGGUUUGCUGUUUUAUCUGUUUUUUCCUCUCUUUUGCCUUUUAAUCAUAACACAUCAAAACUGAUUAUUGUACCUUUCAACCAUAUUAUGUCAAACAUUAUUACGACUGUUUUGUUUACAUUAUAAGUUUUCUGGUACAGAAAUAUUAUACAAAUGUGCGUUUGUGAGUGCAGACGACGCAUUGCAUUUAUUAUAUAAAUAAAUAUGAAUAAAAUGUUUUAGAGACCAA
Dalotia coriaria is the source of this 1413-nucleotide messenger RNA. RefSeq names its product small glutamine-rich tetratricopeptide repeat-containing protein beta. The record is from RefSeq and is a predicted model, not a curated record. The coding region runs from base 146 to 1141 and encodes 331 amino acids. The transcript is spliced from 6 exons. Gene Ontology annotation, molecular function: protein binding; molecular adaptor activity. NCBI's taxonomy places the organism in Eukaryota, Metazoa, Arthropoda, Insecta, Coleoptera, Staphylinidae. Gene Ontology annotation, biological process: post-translational protein targeting to endoplasmic reticulum membrane. Gene Ontology annotation, cellular component: TRC complex; membrane.